ACGUGAACGUGUUUUUCAAAACACUGAAAUUUCAUAUUUACAGUUUUUUCUUUUUUGUAUAUUUUAUGGCAUUUUUAGCCAUAACAUAAAGUCCUAAUGGUGGUCAGGAUGGCGUCUGUUAAAAGGGGAAACGUUUUAAGAAUCCGGUUGCUUCUUUAUGAUAGAGACGAGACUGAAAUUUGGUGGUUUGCCUUGAAGCAAGAGAAGAAUGGAAGCGUACUCUCAUCCACACGAUUCAUGUUGACAAGGUUGUAAAAUCGACACGGUGAAAAAUUUCAGCACAAAUGCUUUGGAUAAGUAAAAGCAGAAAUUGCAGUCGUGGUCCAGAAUGAUGCAUCACAAUUAAACAAUUAACCUACAAAACAGCAUCAUUCCAGGAAAUUUUAGAAUAAGCCCAGAACAUUAGCAAGAAGUAUGAGAUAGACUCACUCCGGUAAGAAUAGUCCAUGAUCGCGAAUUCGUGUUUCAUCGAGACUUCGUAAUGAAUGAUCACAGCGAGUGCAACGGAAAAUCCUCAUUAAUACUGAGGCGAGCGCUGCUAGAAUGUCUAAGCCCAGACUCUACCCCCAGUAAGAACCAUUUCCCAUCUGAGUCAGCCGUAUCUGUUGGAAUGCUGCGCAAUGGAGCGCGCUUGUGACGCAAAUUGUGCGUAAAUUGCUAAUCAGCCUUCCGAGUGGGAAGCAUUAAACCGGGGAUUGGGUGCGGUCGCGUUUAUGCGUGCGUUUAUAAUUAGCUCUGAUUUAGGCGCGCAUGUGUAAUCAGUGAACCACUGAUCUAAACUAUCCAACUGAAUGGCUAAUCCCUUCCAUUUAUCUCAGUCAUUUUUGAGGCAGAGUUUCAUCGUGGACGAAAUCUGGUCAGCGCCAUCGUGACUUGUGGUUAAAAAGAUACCUCAAACGUAGUUGUUUUGUGUAUAGAUAUCUCCCGCGUUUGCGUCUGAAUUGAAAUUCUACCACGACAAGUGGCGGAUGUGAAAGAGUGACAUCGUGUCUCAGCCGGUUCCCUGUACAGACUGAUUUACACAACCAAAACAGAAGGGAAGAUGAACUUAAACAUUUUCCAUCCAUCACCUGUCACUAUAGAACACCACUCAGCAGGCAACGACCGUAUAAAAACUUCUCUUUUCUGGCCGGAGGGAAGGAAAGAUUGAAACAGGGAAUCACAGUUCUCAUCUCUCAUGCUACUAAAUACCUAAAAUAUUUUCUAUAAUUCUGCAUGCUCUGAAUUUGUGUAUUCUGAAUUGAGUCCAAAAAACGUAGCUAGUAUAUAGGUUAUAUAUCAUAUUAAGGAAACAGCUUGCUUAUAAGCACGUUGGCACAUGGUAUGCCAAGCAUCUUAAAAUCCAUUUUGUGGUCGUAGGUUCAUUUGUAAAGCCAAACUACAGACCCACACUCGUUAGUGUCUACUGUCAUUUUUCUUCGCAGUGGGAAUGCAAUUGUAUAGGACAAAGAAUAUAGACAAAUCCUAUUGAAAACAUUUCUUCCCUGUUAUUUUUUCCAUGUUUUAUACAAAUAAGCAUUUUUAGCAAGAAAAUGUUAUGAAAUUAGGUGGUUCUUAAGAGUGACUGUUCCAAAACUGAUCUUUGAUGAGAAAUACGGUUGUAAACAUUGAUAUACUUCACUGCCAUGCAAUGAAAUCGAUCCUUUAUCAACCCUUGGUAAACUAAAUAUACUGUAUUUUAAUCCACUUUAUUAAGACUUUUUAUGUCGGUAUUUCUAAAAUUUUCUUGUUACACCCUGUUGUAGAAAUGUUGAAAAUUAUAUUGCAAAAUUAUAAUUAGGAUGCUUUGCCGACACGUUUAAGAUUAAUUACUCAAUUCUCUAGUAAAUGACAUUAUUUUCCCAACACUAUGCAAGCCUAAGAUGGAACAAAGGACCUUAGCUGUUUCCUGUUGAGUUCAUACAAAUGCCUCACUGAUCCCGUUGCCCUAGAGUCAGUCUCAGGCAACAGAAAAAAACACCAGGAAUUUUCUAUUCUCACUCCACGCUAAGAUGAAGUCGGAAAAUUUACUCAAUUCCAAAUUUUUAUUACCCAUUCUGUUUCUUGUGAUAUGUGACGUCAGAUCUGGAUGGACGCAAGAGGAAAUAAGAGGACAAGUAGAACAGAGAAUACUGGAUGAAAUAUUUAACGAGUUCCAUGAUCCGUUUGUACGACCCAUCAGAAAACGAGAAGACAAAUUAGUCGUGAUCGUUGGAAUUUCUUAUCAUCAGCUUAUCAAUGUGAACGAGAAAGAUCAGAUCAUCACAUCAAGUAUUUGGAUCAGACAGACCUGGACAAACCAAAUAAUGACUUGGAAUAAAGAAGGAUAUCGCAAUAUUUCACAAAUAAACGCGGAUCCCAACCGAAUUUGGAAACCCGAUUUGUAUCUCUACAACAACGCAGACGAAAGUUCGGAUGGGAAUCAACAUUCCUUUAACACGAAAGUUAAACUAAAGUCCAAUGGUGUCCACAAGUGGUUGGCUCCGGCCAUCGUGAAAACUGCUUGUAAGAUUAACGUGAAAUAUUUCCCAUUUGAUGAACAGUUCUGUAACGUGACUCUGGGAUCAUGGACGUACGAUACUCUACGCCUGGAUGUACAACUCGAAAAUGAUAGUGCUGACACAUCAAAAUUUGUCGACAACGGUGAAUGGGAUUUGAUUAGCAUGAAAGGAUAUCGUAAUGUGAUCAUAUAUCCUUGUUGUCCUAAUACUCCCUACGCUGAUCUCACUUAUAUGAUCAGAAUUCGAAGAAGAACAAGAUUUUAUUACAUCAAUCUUAUCAUUCCCUGCUUUGUAAUCACAGCUCUGAGUAUCUUAGCGUUCAAAGUCCCUCCUGAUUCUGGUGAAAGGAUAACUCUGGUGAUCACAAAUCUUUUAUCCAUGAUCGUGUUUCUAUUGCUGGUUGCAGACAUAUUGCCUCCUAUUUCUGAUGCUACACCUCUGAUUAGUAUUUAUUAUGCUAUUGUCAUGUUUGAGAUCGGUUUUGCUCUUAUAUGUACAUGUGUUGUGCUAAAAGUGAACUUCAGGCACCCCUCCCAUGGUGACAUGCCCCCGUGGUUCAGAACGCUGGUGCUUCGUUGGAUGGCGAAGGUGUUUCGUAUGACUCCACAGGUUGAGAUGGCUGAGUCGCAAAAAAAACAUUUCAGAAAGCGAAAACGAUCUUUAAUCAACACAUUUUUCAACACCUGGGCGCCAAGAUUAUCGGUUUCACGCUUACACGGUCAACGUGAGAGCAUUUCAGGGGCAUCUCAAAGUCGAAAACGAAGGCGCUCGAUAAAGUUCUUAACUGGUAAUGAAGAUCUUGAAAAUAACAGUGUAUUUACCGACCAAAAUGGCGGGACAUUGCCUAAUACGGAAAGCGGCGAACAAUACGCCGUUUUGACAGAAAUUACUACCUCAGGGGGAUUGCAAAGGGAUGGUGAGGAAAACCCGACUACACAAAGAGAUGUUGAGGGAGCGUCUGGGGUUGAAGAGGUGAACGUUAGGGUUGACUCUGCUAGUUCCCAGGCAGGACUGUGUGAUGUGACAAGUAAUGAAAGGCAAGAGACUCGUGUUGAAGAAGUAGAGGAACAACCUGUCAACGUCAUUACUAAUCCAACAUACCCUCUGGAUAUCAGCGAGUCCUCAAACGAGCAGUGUUUAGCAUGCUCUAAAACAAGCCCCAUGCAUGCCUUGGUGCAGCAACAAGAGGACUUGGUCAAGCACGUCGAAUCAUUGGCCGCCAUGGCACGUGACAUGGAGGAGGAAGAAUGCAAGAGAGAGGAAUGGAAACUAGCUGCAGCCGUAUUGGAUGAAUUCUUCUUCUGGUUGUAUCUCAUUAUGAUCGUAAUAUCAAAAGCUGUUGUGUUUUCAAUGGUACCAGAUUAUGAAGAUUGACCGCAGCCCAAGUUGAGCGUUCCCUCCCCGAUAGUUAGUUCCAUGGCUUAUAACUCUUUGUGUUUACCAAACGUGUUUACCUUGUGCCUUGUGUGUGUGUCGUGCUUUCGAUAUUGUAUAUUUAAUGUGUUGUGUAACUUCUGUCAGUACAGUUACAGAAUUCAAUGUGUUGUGUAUAGAUCGUCAAAACAAGUGACGGAAGGGUCGAAAUGAAAUGCACAAUGGACGUCUAUGAUAGACGAUUGUGGAUUGCUGAUAGUUAGUGACUCGAGUAAAAAGAAAGUGAUAAAAAUGACACAAUAAUUUAUUGGCAAGUUUGAAGUGUGGUAUCGUUGCUCUGAGUUUUGAGGCACACGUUAUUUGCAUGUAUAUAUCAUAACAUGCAGAAUUAUAUUGCUCUCUUCCGAGUCCGAGGUUUGCCAUGCAUGAUGUGUCGUUGCAUCAAGGGACUCUGUGAUUUUGAUGAAAAUGUUGAUCUCAUUAUUUGCAAACUGAAUUCUCUGUCUUUAUUUGCACUUGCUUCGUUGUUCGUUUGGGCUUGCUAACAGACAUACCCAUUUGUUAUUUUUAAUUGAAUAUACCAGUAAAACAAUGCAAGCCAAACUAGAAAAACACAUCCAAUUAUACAUGAAAAUAUAAUUAUAAUAAUCAUAGUUGCCAAU
Molecule: messenger RNA, 4516 nt
Organism: Dendronephthya gigantea
Lineage: Eukaryota; Metazoa; Cnidaria; Anthozoa; Malacalcyonacea; Nephtheidae
Product: acetylcholine receptor subunit alpha-like
Exons: 16
Coding region: 1992-3854 (620 amino acids)
Biological process (GO): regulation of membrane potential; chemical synaptic transmission; monoatomic ion transmembrane transport
Cellular component (GO): neuron projection; postsynaptic membrane; synapse
Molecular function (GO): acetylcholine-gated monoatomic cation-selective channel activity; transmembrane signaling receptor activity
Source: RefSeq, a predicted model, not a curated record